This is a messenger RNA of Saccostrea echinata, 1913 nucleotides long. Its product is annotated as glycerol-3-phosphate dehydrogenase [NAD(+)], cytoplasmic-like. Gene Ontology annotation, molecular function: glycerol-3-phosphate dehydrogenase [NAD(P)+] activity; NAD binding; protein homodimerization activity. The transcript has 10 exons. Lineage: Eukaryota; Metazoa; Mollusca; Bivalvia; Ostreida; Ostreidae. The record is from RefSeq and is a predicted model, not a curated record. The coding region runs from base 90 to 1166 and encodes 358 amino acids. Gene Ontology annotation, biological process: carbohydrate metabolic process; glycerol-3-phosphate catabolic process. Gene Ontology annotation, cellular component: glycerol-3-phosphate dehydrogenase (FAD) complex; cytosol.
GCCAAUGAAAUCCAUCGGCUGAGACACUGCCUCUGGAGAAGGUAACCGCAACGCGGACCGGCGACGUGUGUUUAGAGUUAAUCACAACAAUGGCAUCAUCGAAGAAAAAAGUCUGCAUCAUAGGAUCAGGAAACUGGGGUUCAGCAAUUGCCAAAAUUGUGGGGAACAAUGUCUUGGCCCUGCCAGACAAGUUUGACACAGAGGUUCGGAUGUGGGUGUUUGAGGAAAAGGUAGAUGGACGGAACCUAACAGAAAUCAUAAACAACGACCAUGUCAAUGUUAAAUAUCUCCCAGGAAUUCAGCUUCCAAAGAGUGUGGUAGCUAUACCUGAUGUGAAGGAGUCUGCAGAGAAUGCAGACAUUCUGAUCUUUGUGUUGCCACACCAGUUUGUACGAGGAGUUUGUAAACAGUUAGAUGGUAAAGUCAAGAAAAGUGCCAUUGCUGUCUCUCUCAUAAAGGGUUUUGAUGUAGCAGAAGGAGGUGGUAUACUGCUGAUAUCAGAUGUGAUACGAGAAGUGUUAAAGAUUCCUUGUGCAGCUUUAAUGGGAGCUAAUAUUGCCAAUGAGGUAGCCAAAGAAAAUUACUGUGAGGCCACGAUAGGUAUUAAAGUUCAAGAGCAUGGUCCUCUCCUGAAAGAUCUAUUCCAGACAGAUUAUUUUAGAAUUGUUGUUUGUGAUGAUGAAACAACAGUGGAAGUAUGUGGUGCUCUUAAGAACAUUGUGGCAGUAGGAGCUGGUUUUGCUGAUGGUUUGGGCUAUGGUGACAACACAAAGGCAGCUGUAAUUAGAUUAGGUCUCAUGGAAAUGAUCAAGUUCUGUGAAGUCUUCUAUCCAGACUCCAAUCAAUCCACAUUUCUGGAGAGCUGUGGAAUCGCUGAUCUCGUCACCACUUGUUAUGGAGGCCGAAACAGAAAAGUAGCCGAGGCUUUUGUAACUACUGGAAAGUCAAUAGAGACAUUAGAAGCUGAGAUGCUGAAUGGUCAGAAGUUACAAGGCCCACCCACUGCUUAUGAGGUCAAUUACAUGCUCAAGAGUAAAAACAUGGAAGAUAGGUUUCCAUUAUUUACUGCCAUACACGAUAUAUGUAAAGGAAAAUUGGAGGCCAAAAAGUUCAUGGACUGCUUAAAGAACCAUCCAGAACACAUGUUGCGUAAGCCUCGCCUUUAGAUCUUUCUACAAGCUUCUGGGAAUGACUCUCUGCUGCUUUUACUUUUCCUUUUAGUGCAUGUCAUCUAUAGCAAGCUUAAUAGUAUAAAGUAUGCAUAUUUUCUAACAAUCCUACAGCUUUCAUAUUCAUUUGUUUUAUUUUGUCUCCAUUAUUUAUUAAUUAUUUAUGCAUGCUGGUAUGCAGGCUUUUAUAUAUACAUGUAUAUCCAUAUUCCUACCCUGUUUUCUGUGUCUUUGCAUGCUUUUUAGUCUUCUCGUAGGCCUGCUUCUUAUGAAUUGAAACAAGAUUAAAUACAGUUUAAGAUAAUUGAAGUUACACCAAUAUUUCAUUGUUAUCAGCACUUCUUAUUUAAAAAAAAAACAAUAAUGAUUAAAAAGAAAUAACCCACAUUUGUUUACAGCAAUGAUUGUUAAUUAUACAUUUGUUGACUUUAUCUGUAUUCAUAGAAUUUAUCUGUAAAAUAUGGUUGUGUUAUAAAAAUCCUUUUUGGGCAGCAAAUUCAAACAAAAUUAAAGAUUCACCUCAUCACUGCUUUCAUUUCAUUGAUUUUUAUCAACUUGCUUCUUCUUCAUAGUCAUUAUUAUGAAUUUAUUUUCUGUUGCAAUGUUGCAUAUCCUUCUCAAUGACUGUUAGAUAUUACAUGAUGUACUUAAGGAUGAUAGAGGUAUAAUCUAGUGGUAUUAUAUUAAUUUGUGAUUGUUGCUGUCAUGUAUGAAUUGUGGGGACAUUAAAUGAUAAAUAUUUUA